Plasmopara halstedii is the source of this 5436-nucleotide messenger RNA. Its product is annotated as Pleiotropic drug resistance proteins (PDR1-15), ABC superfamily. NCBI's taxonomy places the organism in Eukaryota, Oomycota, Peronosporomycetes, Peronosporales, Peronosporaceae. The transcript has a single exon. Gene Ontology annotation, molecular function: ATP binding; ATP hydrolysis activity; ABC-type transporter activity. Gene Ontology annotation, cellular component: membrane. The coding region runs from base 1 to 5436 and encodes 1811 amino acids. The record is from RefSeq and is a predicted model, not a curated record.
AUGGCUCACUCUUCUCAUGUGAUUGAUAAUCAAGUUGAUAGUAGAAUCUCAAAACAUUCGACAUCUCAACUUCUCCAACGUAAUCCACAUUUGCGUGAGAGUAACACAAUGUCUCCAUAUGAUCAACUCAUUACUCGUCAUUUAGUUACACCUGGUUCCGUAACAUCUGCGUCAUCAUUUGAAGAAAGUGUUGUAUCUGAUCAAACAUCCGAAUUUGGGACUCCAGCACUUCUUCAAAGUAAUUCUAAAAGUUGGAAUUCCAAGCAAGAGAUUGGAGUGAAACAACCAAGAAAGAAAUUAUCAUCUUUAAAUCGUGAAUUACUUGUCCGAAAUCUCGAGGUAGAAUCAACUGCGUUUGAUAGAAACGAGGAUACAUCGGAGAAUUUAUUGGAACAUCUUGUGAUUAAGACUGUGCCAUCAUUGAACGAUUCUAGUCGUACAAGAACAAUCACGACAUUACCAUUAUCACCACAAUCAUCGAAAGUUACUCGUCGAAUUGUUGUAUCUCCACGUCGAACGUUACGUCGUGUUGUAGUACGUAAAGUUGGAGUGAAUGGCGAAACUGAUGAAAAAGUGGAAUAUCUAGAUGGAGAUGGACAUGUGGUCGAAGAAAUGAAAAAAGUGUCCGAUGAGUUGAAUGUACGUACAAUUGAACAAAGUCAAGAUCGAAUUGUGGAGAAUGAAAAUGAGAUACAAAAGUUUGAGAUGAAUGGAAAUAAUGUACGUACGAAUCAGGAUGUGGGUACAGUAGUAACACAGUCAAUUGUGUCAAAUAAUCAAGUGAGGAAUGAAAGUUCAAGUCAACGUAAAGUUACUCGUCGAGUUGUACGACGAAAAGUUGUACGUGAAGAUGGUACAAAGAUUUCGUACAGUGAUUCGGAUCUGGAUGAAAGCUUUGCGAAUAGUACAAUAAGUGAAUCUUCAGUUCAAGAAUUAAAUGUAUCAAUGAAUCGGCAUCAAGUGAUUCCAUCUAAAGAUUUGGAUGUUAAUUUGGAAGAAAUGAAACAUUCAGUGAAUACAGAAGAUGAUACAAAUCAAGAUGAAGAACGAAAAGUUACACGUCGUGUGGUUACACCUUCACGUAUUGUACGACGAAUUAUUGUUCGAAAAGAAAUGAUUGAAACUAAAGGUACAGACGAAGAAAAGAAUGAAAUGAAAUUGAUUCCAAACAAUGUCGUUGACUCAAAAGAUUUCGCGUCACUUUCAAGUGAAAAUCAUGAUUGGAAUUGUAGUGAACAUGAAUGUUGCACAAAGUCGACAAAUGAUUUCCAAGCUUUGGAGAAGUUGAUGUCGGAAUGUGUUCAUGAGAAUAUUGAAGAAUCUUCAAAUAUUGACAAAGUGAUGAGUUUAUCUGAUCUUGAGGAUGAAAAAAGUAUUUCUACAAUCGAAGAACUCGAUCAAGUGCCAAGAAUUGAAACGAUGACGUUGGAACAUAGUGAGCAAUUGAUGUCAGACAGUGAGAAAAUUCCAUGUGAUGAUUUGGAGAUAGAGAAAAAAAGUGAUUGUACAAAUUCGUCCGAUCAUUUACAAUUUCAUUCAAAUGUAUCGGAUCACGAAAAUCGUGAAUAUUCAACUGCAUCUUCAAAUGAAAUGAAAGCAAAAAAUCUUCAAUCUGAUCUUGAAAUGUGGUUACAAGAUCGAAUUGUUACUAUCACGCCAUGUUCAUUACUUUGGAGUGAUAUUUGUUAUAAACGAAAUGAAAAUGAUUGGAUCUUGAAUCAUGUUAGUGGAUCAAUUGAAGCAGGUGAGUUUUUAGUUUUAUCAAGUCCAAUGAAAGAUCAAAGUCUUGCACUUUUAUCAUGUUUAAGUGGUUUUGAAGAUAAAAUGGAAGGAAAUGUACGAGUGAAUGGAGAGAAAUGGAAUGAAAUGACGAAACGAUACGUUGCGUAUGUACGAGAAGAAGAUUUUUUCUAUCAAACAUUAACAGUGUACGAACAUCUUAUCUUUCAAGCAAAAUUACGAAUGCGUCGUACACAUUUAAAUGACAUGUGCGUCCAACGUGUGGAAUGUAUCGUACAAGAAUUUGACUUGACCAAAUGUCAAAAUACAUUAAUUUGUGACAUCCCAGUCAAUGAACAUAAAUUACUUGCACUUGCAACUGCUUGUUUAACAAAUCCGUCAUUUUUAUUUGUCGAAGAACCAAUUGAAAAUUUAGAAUUUUGGAAAGCAGAACAAAUCGUGAAAAAAUUACAAUGGCUUGCAACUGGACGAGGAAUGACUGUCAUUUGUACGAUGCAAAUGAUUCCGUCAUUUGUGUACGAUCAUGUUGAUAUACUAUACAUUGUGGCAGAUGGAGCAUGUGUAUACGAUGGAAAAGCUUGCAAUGCAAUUGGGUACUUUUCAACUAUUGGGUAUCCCUGUCCGGAAGAGAUGAACCCAUUUGAAUAUUUCAUGCUGCAAUUGAACAAUGAUGGCGAUCACAAUGCACUCACUCGUGUGAAUACAUUGAAACGAGAAUGGAGUGAGAGAAAUGCUGCUAUUUAUGCUGAUAAUGCUGUUUGUGCUACAAGAAAUGACGAAAACCGUUUUCAGGAUUAUAAUAUCAGUAACCGGUAUUACCAUAUGAAUUGUUGUGGUCAAUUGUACCUUUUGUGGACACGACACAUUUGUCGAUUACGUCGAUACUAUUUUGUAUUUUCGCGUGAUAUUUUCAUAAUGUUAUUUCUCGGUACUAUUUUUGGAUUCAUAUACUUUCAAUUAGAUGUCGACGAUCAACAUGGUGUUCAGAAUUUCAGCAGUGCAUUCUAUUCUAUUCUUAUCGUACAAAUGCUUGUGAUUACAUACCGUACGUUUGUAUAUGCUCCAAAAGAGAUUGCUAUUGCACUUCGUGAACGACAAGAGUACCGUGGAGGGUGGUAUCAUUUACUAUGUUGGUAUAGUACAAAACUUAUGGCUGAAUUCCCAGCUUUAAUACUUUUAUCCAUUGCACUAUUUGUACCAGUGUAUUUACUUAUUGGAAUUUCACAAGGCUUUAAUGUUUACGUCUACAUGCAACUUGUGGUCAUACUUGUGGGGUGGUCGACCAUCGGUUUGGCAUUUCUAACACUUAGUGUCCUGCAACAAGUGACCAUUUCUUUAAUUGUGCAUACAAUUAUUCUGGUAUUCUUUGCUGUUUUUGGUAAUUAUUUUAUUCAUGUGACAGCUAUUCCGGACUGGCUUGUGUGGCUCCAUUAUAUCUCGCCACUUAAAUUUGCAUAUGAUGCACUGAUGAAAAUCUUUUGGAAACGCGUGGAUACAAUUACAUGUGAUUGGACACUUGACGGAUGUGUUGCACGUACAGGUGAACAAUUACUUACGUUUUACAAAAUGGACACACGAUCAGCAUUAAGUGAUACUUUGAUUUUAUUUGCCAUUUGUUGUACAUUCUUUCUUGUGGCUUUGGUUUUUUUAAUCAAAGUGGCAAGUAAUAGACAUUAUAAAUUUCAUUGGCAAUACCAGUGGUAUGAUUACAUACCGCUAACAUUUCAAAGUGGCACAACACAACAAAGUCUUGAUCAAACGAUUAGAUCAAAGACUCCAUCGAUUGUAGAAGAUCGUAUUACUGUUAUUGAGAGUGACAAGUAUUAUAUACAAGUUCAAACGCCACGUGAAAGUGGUCGUACUGAUAUUUCAAGAGUUACUUUGAGUUGGUACAAUUUACAAUUAAUUACAAAGGACAAGAAAUGUCAAGUUGAAAACGUACUGAAUCAGUCAAGUGGAUCAGUUAUGUCAGGUGAAAUGUUAUUGAUUACUGGACCUUCAAUAGUGUCCAAUGAGGCAUUAUUAGCAACUUUGGCAGGUUAUUUAGACACGACAUCGGGUAGAAUGACAAUAAACGGGGUGGCAACUUCGGCACGGGAACUUUUGGAGUACACAGCAUUUGUUCCACGUAAUGAGUCAUUUUACGAUACAUUAACAGUUGAAGAGCAUCUACGUUAUCAAGCUCAACUAUACUUUGGUAUGUCGAGCUAUUCGUGCAGCUCAAAUCAUCGUGACGUUGAAAUUGAGCGUGUGGUACUUCUUUUGGAUGAAUUUGACUUGACAAUGAAGCGUCAUAUGAUUCUUCGACAUUUGUCAUUAGUAGAUAGAAAAUUACUGGCAAUUGCAUCAGCAAUUAUACGACAUCCGUCAAUUUUACUCAUCGAAGAACCCACCCAUGGCAUGGAUAUUUACUCAUCUGAACGUGUGAUUCUUAAGCUACGUCAACUCGCUCGUAUUGGACAUACAGUUCUCGUGACAAUAGCACGUCCCUCAUCGCAUUUAUAUCCUUUGUUUGAUUCACUUCAUCUUCUUGCCGAAGGAAGUACAGUCUACCAUGGUAAAGUGACAGAAGCUGUACCAUAUUUUGCAUCUUUGGGUUACCAGUGUCCACAAUAUAAGAACCCUGCGGAGUAUUUCGUCCGGUUAUUAUCGGUAUGCGAUAGUAAUACCGAAACAAACGAGAAUCAGAUAACUCGAUUUAAGGAAUUCUGGACAACUCAAAUUUCGGAAAAUCAUGUGACUAUAAAUCCUGAACUACCUGAAGUGUUGAACGAGGAAAUGACAUGGAAACAACGUCGUGCUGGUUUCUGCAGCCAAUGGAUUCUCUUGCUCUGUCGUCAUUUUCUCCAUUUGAUCCGUAGCCAUUGUGUACUAUUGUGGCAUGCAUUAUAUAUGUCUCUCUUUGGACUAUUUUUUGGUCUUAUCUUUUUGCAGCUUGAUGUCGAUGAUCAAAGGGAUAUUCAAAAUUGGUCAGGCGCAUUAUUCUGUAUUAUUGUACUACACAUAAGUUUAAGUAUGUCCCGAACUUUUGUCUUGAUUCCACAUGAGAGAGCAAUUGUAAAGCAAGAAUACCGUAUCUUUGGACGAUAUUACCUUUCGUGUUGGUAUUUUUCAAAAGUUCUGGUUGAGAUACUUGUCAUGUUUGUGCUCUCAGUGUGCGUGUUUGUACCAGCGUAUUUACUCAUUGGUUUCGGUCAUGGCUUUGAGCUCUACAUAUACAUGCAAAUAGUUAUGUGGCUUGCUGGCUUAAGUGCCACUGGUUUGGUAUAUUUAUUGCUUGGUCUCUUUGAACAUGUUCAUCUCGCAGCUCUCGCUUCAAUAGUAUUGCUGGUUCUCUUUGUACUGUUUGGAGGAUUCUUAAUUAAUGUCGAUGAUAUACCAGAUUAUUUCAAUUGGAUGUAUUAUACUUCACCUGUAAAGUAUGGUUACGAAGCACUGAUGAAGCUUUUUUGGGAACGAAUUCCUAUUGUGCCUUGCAAUAGCUCGACAGUGUCGAAUUUGGGAUCAAGUCAAGUUGAUGACUGCAUUGCUCAAUCAGGUGAUGAAGUUCUUGCAUAUUAUAGUAUGGAUAUUUCACGAAGUGCUCGCAGCGACAGCUUCAUUUUGGUUGGACUCGCUGCACUGUAUUUCACUCUUAGUUAUCUUGUUUUCGUAUUGUGUUGGCGUUGGGUAAGAACUCAGCAACGACAAAAGUGA